Messenger RNA from Plenodomus lingam JN3, 1524 nucleotides. RefSeq lists its product as uncharacterized. Lineage: Eukaryota; Fungi; Ascomycota; Dothideomycetes; Pleosporales; Leptosphaeriaceae. Gene Ontology annotation, biological process: beta-D-galactose catabolic process via UDP-galactose, Leloir pathway; glucose metabolic process. Gene Ontology annotation, molecular function: carbohydrate binding; aldose 1-epimerase activity. The record is from RefSeq and is a predicted model, not a curated record.
AUGUCAUCCAAGGCAUGCACAUUUCUCCCUCUAGGGGCCGUUAUCCAGAAAUUCGUAGUGAACGGCACAAACAUCGUCCAGGGUUUUCCGACGGCAGAGUUGUACAAGCAGUACAACGCCCCCUACUUUGGCGAGACCAUUGGCCGCAUUGCGAACCGUGUUUCGAAAGGAAAGAUCAACGAACUCAACGGGAGAUCGUACCAGUUGCCUAUCAACAAUGGACCAAAUUCCCUCCAUGGGGGAAACAAAGGCUGGGGCAAACGCGAAUUCGAGGGCCCCUUCAGCGUAGAGCGCAGUGGUAAACAAGCAACCUUCUUCAAGUACCUCAGUGCGGACGGCGAGGAGGGUUAUCCUGGUACGGUAGAGGCUCGUGUCUGGUACGUGCAAGAACAGGAAGUAAUCCAAGGUGCUCAACAGGAGGUUCUGCACAUUGAGUUUGAGGUUGAACUGGUCGGGGACGAGGUGGGCGAGACCGCCAUCAAUAUGACAAACCACAGCUACUUCAACCUGACUGGAGGUCCUUCCAUCACAGGCACGGACGUCACUCUCAUUACCAACAAGUAUCAAGUGGUCGAUGACGGUGGCAUUCCCACGGGUCCCAUCGAAGAGUACCCCGGUGUUAUGCCUAACAAGACUUUCACUCUCGGCGAAGCAAAGCCUGAUAUCGACGACUGUUUUGUGGUCAAUACCGACCCGAAGACCAUCUCUAUUGAUACUCGCACGUCGCCACUUCAAAAGAUUGCUUCCUUCUAUCAUCCCGACAGCAAGAUCCAUCUCGAGAUCCAUAGCACGGAGCCCGCUUUUCAAUUCUACACUGGAAAGUACAUUGAUGUACCAGCAGUGGACAGUCUACCCCCCAGGGGCCCUCGCUCAGGUUUCUGCGUGGAACCUAGCCGUUGUGUCAACGCGAUCAACAUUCCUGAGUUUAAGCACACGAUGCUACUGAAAAAAGGAGAGAAGUAUGGGUCGAAGAUUAUGCAUAUUCACCGCAUGAUCAACAGAGUGAGGCCACAAUCACUGGCCAGUCUGGCCUGGUAUGAUGAUGUAAUCGAAGUACACAGAUUUCCUCACAAAUAUCAGAAGCUCAAUGUUUACUCAAAUCAGAAGUUGAUUUGGCUUGGUCCAGCACAUUCAGUCUGGAAAGCCGGACUGACGUGUGUGUUGAUGCUGUUCAGUAAUCCAAAUCAUAUGGUUGUUCGAGAGCGUCAUUCGCCUGACUCCUCGAUCAAGUUCUUUUCCUUGGGUACUCCCAUCAAGCUGACUGUUGCUAGUGAACAAAGAAAGAAACCAGAAAGUACUCUAUGCCGAGGGAACACACUCCUCGAUGGCGUGGAAGGCCUUGCCAAUAGCUUCAAGCUUUGGAUGAUUGUCGAACAGCUGCUUCCGUCGGCUGUACACUCUCACCACAUCCUCGGUUCUUUCCAUGCUAGGUCCAGCUCAAGACGUUCUCACUCUGUCUACGGCCAAGGCAGAAUACCGUCUGUCUCUCUGCCGAUGUCAAGAGACGGGGAUGUGUUUUCGUGA